Molecule: messenger RNA, 828 nt
Organism: Alternaria ethzedia
Lineage: Eukaryota; Fungi; Ascomycota; Dothideomycetes; Pleosporales; Pleosporaceae
Exons: 2
Coding region: 1-828 (275 amino acids)
Source: RefSeq, a predicted model, not a curated record
AUGGGUCAUUGGGGAUACGGUCUCUUCCAGUCGGACCAGGACUUUGACAACAUCAGCGAUAUGGGACACUUCGCUGGACUCAGCAAACUCGAGGAUGAAGCUAAGGCUGCCCUCCGAGCCCAAGGCAAGACCGAGGAGGAAGCAGAUCACGCUGUUUACUAUAGCAUCCAUGCCGGUGGUUGCUCAGACAAAGAAGUGGUUCGCAAGUGGCUCGACUCCGGCAAUCUUGUCAAGAUGAUCGCCGAGAGGGAGGCGAAGAUCCUGGCCCCACUCACUGGAUCAUUGAAUGAGCAGUGCGAGCACUUGUUCUCCGACCCCUGCUACAUGUACGUCAUGCUCGGUGCCUGUGCCAUGACACACGGAUGCCAACUCCCAGCUUCAUUCCUCGUCAUGCUCAAGAAGGUCUACACCGAAGGCGGCCUCAAGCCCGACGCUCAGCGCCAGAUGCAUAAGGCUCUAUUCGGUCCUAACGGCUUCAAGAACGGAGUACCAUACGACUUCGAGUCAAAGUCCCUCUUGGAGGUGGCCAACUCUGAGCCUGGAGAGCCCGACAAUGGACUUGGUUACCGAGGCUUGAAUGUUCCGGACCCGCUUCUCUUCAGUCCUGUCAGGACGAACUGUUCUACCUCGCUGGUCGUCAAGGAACUUCGCAGCCAGGCCCUCAAGCCUGAUGAGUGCGGUGGUUGUGGUAUCGAUCACAGGCCGAAGGGCAAGAACCUGCUCACUUGCUCCAAGUGCAUGAACCGCAAGUACUGCUCAGUCGCUUGCCAGAAGAAGCACUGGAAGCUUCACAAGAAGGUCUGCGAGCCUGCCGAGGUGUCGUUGUAA